UUUACAUGUAGUAGCACGCGAAUGUGCUGCCAUCGUACACAAUUUUAGAGUAACAUUUUUAACAAAAAAAUAUCUCGCCUAAAUUGGGGGUAUUUCAUACACGUUUUGUGUGGCGGCCAUCGUGCACGUACUUUUCCUUUGUUAGUGAAAUAAUUGUGUUUUUACUAAGUUUAGUGUAGUGUUUUGUGUUUGCGGAUAAAAUGGGAAAACGCAAACAUCGUGAGGAAGAUGAGGAAGAUUACUUGGAAAGAAAAAUCCGAAGUCUCGAGAGGAAAAGAUUGAAGAUUCGUCGCAGGCGCCGUCAUCGUAGUUAUAGCCCUAGUACGUCCUCAUAUACAGAUAAUGAAUAUGAGUAUGCGGACCAAGAUAUCGGUGAGCCCGAUCCCUUGCUAGAGGAUUCGCAAUAUGAAGAAUCCCCAUUGACCAACAAUACUGUAUACGACUUAACCGAUGAUGAGGUCGGUGCUUCAACGUCGGGUGCGCUGCCUGCUGCUGGCGGGCUGCGAUCGGUGGUCAUACAGAAUAGAAGCGCCGCCGGGCCCCGCGCGGUGGACGCGCCGGCCCCCGCGCCCCCUCCCGCACCCGCCGCCGCCGCCGCCGCCGCGCCGGCGUGCGCGCCCGCGGCCGCGACCACCACGCCGGCUGCGCCCGCUCCCGCGCCUACAUCCGCAGCUACCACCUUACAGGUGACCGGUGAACAAAUUGGUUUACAAGAAUCUACGCCGAUUGUGACCGCGCUUGAUCCCGGUUUAUUAUGUUUGUUGGGCGAUGAGCCCGUAAAAGAAGAAACAUUUGGUCCUUGCAUUCACGACGAUAUCUCGACGAGAUGGUCUGACAUUCUAGUUAAUGCCGUCGUCGGCGUCGCGGCCGCCGCCUCGCCAGAGUCGCCAGACGCCAGCGAGGACGAGCUACACGCGUGGCGGGCGCAGACCGCCGCCGCCGUCCCGCCGCGCGAGCGACCGCCGAGCGCCGCCGCCGCGGCCGCACACCCGGACCUCGCGCCGCUAGCAUCGGAUGCUGAUACACAACCUCAGUGUCGAACACAAGCUGCACAGGAGCCUUACCCUGGUUGCCGGAGUGUUGUCCGGGCGGCGUUCAUGAGGCAAGGCACUCCUGCAGAAGCGGCAGACAUCAUGCUAGCGUCACUUACAGAAACCACACUUAAGCAAUAUAAUUGUUAUUUAAAGAAAUGGUAUAUAUUUUGUAAGGAAAAAUGUUAUGAUAUUUUUGAUGUCGGCGUAGCAGAAGUAUUAGAUUAUUUCACAUUACUUUUUAAUCAAGGUUGUCAAUUUGGAUCAAUUAAUACUGCGAAAGCAGUUUUAUAA
Messenger RNA from Leguminivora glycinivorella, 1325 nucleotides. RefSeq lists its product as uncharacterized. The record is from RefSeq and is a predicted model, not a curated record. NCBI's taxonomy places the organism in Eukaryota, Metazoa, Arthropoda, Insecta, Lepidoptera, Tortricidae. The coding region runs from base 201 to 1325 and encodes 374 amino acids. The transcript has 5 exons.